Molecule: messenger RNA, 594 nt
Organism: Rhododendron vialii
Lineage: Eukaryota; Viridiplantae; Streptophyta; Magnoliopsida; Ericales; Ericaceae
Exons: 2
Coding region: 1-594 (197 amino acids)
Source: RefSeq, a predicted model, not a curated record
AUGUUCUACUCAACCUAUAAGAAUUUAGGGCUCUCACCAGAUCACCUUCAGACAGCAACCACUCCCCUCAUUAGUUUUACAGGUGCCCCAGUAUGGCCGCUCGACUUGAUUACCCAACCUGUGCGAGCCGGUUCCCGAGCGAUAGAUGUCAAAUUCGUGGAGGUUAAUUCUCCUAGGCCCUACAACAUCAUCCUUGGUCGAGCCUGGCUACACGGUAUGAAGGGUGUCGCCUCUACCCUCCACCAAGUCAUGAAGUUUGUCGGGUGGAACGCUGAUAUUCCAGUUCUUGAAAAUGUUGGGUUGCCCGCCGAGCAACGAUCAACUGAGGAGCUCAUAAGGAUGCCAAUAACCGAGGAUGAAGGACGGUACUUUCUCGUCGGUAGUUCUUUGGAUGAGACCGAGCGUAUGGAGAUGUUCAAUUUCCUCAAAGCGGACAUCAAAGUAUUUGCUUGGACUCUUGAGGAAAUGCCAGGAGUGGAUCCCUUAUUUGCCUCCCAUUCCCUUAACGUUGACCUGAGCAGACAACCUGUGGUGCAGAAAGUUCGUCAUUCGGCAGCUUUGCAUGUGGAGGUAGUGAUGUCCGAAGUUGAUUAG